UUGAUGAUUUCAUUGACGACUUAAUAGCUAGUCGAUAAAGUGAUUAACCAUUGUACACGCGUAUAAAUUGUUGCCAACCAUCCAACCAUAGGAGUGUUUUUUUAUUAGAUUAUAAAUUUCGACACACAUUUUUAUCAAAUAUUUCGUUAUGUUAAAUUUUACGCAAUGAUUGUUUUUGUCGUUUAAUAGUCGUUAUCAGGUUAUGUGAUAAUUGUUACGUGAAAGUCGCUUAUAAAUGCUCUUCUAAUUUUAUGUGAAUCACAAUGUUUAAUGUUUCAAAACAUAGUCAACAAUAAUUGAAAUUAUUGUUCAGUCUUCUGUCCUUCUUGUUUUUAAAUUUAUUCAAAAUGUUUGCCCGUAAAUUGAUAAGUUCAUUGAUUUCUUCGAAAUGUAGUUCAUCUUCAAUUCAAUCAAUUAGACUUCUUAGUGAAAAGACAUCACCUGAUGCUAAACGGUUAAUUGCUGUUCUUCAGCUUAACAGCGGUUCUGACAGAGAGGCGAACCAUCGUGCAAGUGAAAGGUUAAUCCGAGAAGCCGCUUCAUAUGGCUGUUCAAUGGCGUUUUUACCCGAAAAUUUCGAUGCGAUGAAUUUCACCAAAGAAGAUGUCACUGCUUCAUUGGAACCAAUUGAUGGACCUAUGAUUAAUAGGUAUCGAGAUUUAGCUAGAUCUUUAAAUAUUUGGCUUUCACUUGGUGGCUUUCAUGAGAAACCAGAACACAUUGAUGACGGAAGAAAAUACAAUACUCACCUCAUGAUCAAUAACGAAGGAGAUAUCGUUUCAGUUUAUCGCAAAAUUCAUCCUUUCGAUGUAGAUGCUCCUGGUGAUGCUCGAGUUAUUGAGUCUAAUAUUUGUAUUGCUGCUGAUGAAUUAGUCCCACCAGUCGAAACUCCAAUCGGUAAAGUUGGUCUUGGUAUUUGUUAUGAUAUAAGGUUUGCUGAGUUUGGAAUAGCCUUGGCAAAAGCUGGUGCCGAUGUCUUGACAUAUCCUUCGGAAUACUCAGUAAGCAAUGGAGGAGCUCUUUGGGAGCCCCUUGUUCGUGCUCGUGCCAUAGAGAAUCAGUGUUUUGUCAUCGGUGCAUGUCUGACUGAGUGGAAAGAUGCCAAAAAAGCUUCAUGGGGACGUUCAAUGGUAGCCGACCCUAGAGGUUGUAUAAUAGCUCAAGUGGGUGAAGAUGUAGGCUUAGCGGUAGCUGUAAUUGAUCCUGAGGUACAACGUCAAGCCCGAAUUUUGCUACCUAAUGUGAAUGAUCGACGACCUGAUAUAUAUGGUGAAAUAAUUACUGCUAAAGCAAAACAAAACUAAAUUAAUAAGAAAGGUUCAAUAAAAUUUUAACUGCGUCUUACCUGUAA
Molecule: messenger RNA, 1351 nt
Organism: Tetranychus urticae (two-spotted spider mite)
Lineage: Eukaryota; Metazoa; Arthropoda; Arachnida; Trombidiformes; Tetranychidae
Source: RefSeq, a predicted model, not a curated record